This is a messenger RNA of Gilbertella persicaria, 1233 nucleotides long. Its product is annotated as cAMP dependent protein kinase regulatory subunit. Lineage: Eukaryota; Fungi; Mucoromycota; Mucoromycetes; Mucorales; Choanephoraceae. Gene Ontology annotation, molecular function: cAMP-dependent protein kinase regulator activity. Bases 1 to 1233 code for a protein of 410 amino acids. Gene Ontology annotation, biological process: regulation of protein phosphorylation. Gene Ontology annotation, cellular component: nucleus; cAMP-dependent protein kinase complex. The transcript has 3 exons. The record is from RefSeq and is a predicted model, not a curated record.
AUGUCACAUCCACAAGAAGUCCACCCUUUCGAGCAACACAAACCACAGGAAUAUGACAAUGAAGAAUAUAGAAAUAUUCUGAAUGAAUUGAACCAACAAAUAGCUAUACAUCAACCAGAAGAUGUAUUGCAAUUCUGUGCCACUUUUUUCUUGAAGAAACUAGAAGAAGAGCGCGCUGAAUCUCGCCAAUAUGAUCAACAUCCAUUAGCAAAUCCAACACAUCAUAGUCUGGGUCCAGAUUUCAAUCCUCAUGGCAUAGACCAAGAUAUGCAUGAUCACAAUAAUCAUGAAGAAGAAGAAGAAAGAGACACAAUAUCAAGUGAAAUGCCAUCACUCACUUGUCCUCCAAGCAGCCGAGGACGCCGUACUUCGGUCAGUGCUGAAUCAAUGCAGCCUUCUCAACACACACAAGAAUUCAAAAAGAUUGUCAUUCCCAAGAGUGACGAACAAAGAGAACGCAUUCGUGCUGCUAUUGGAAAUAACUUUUUGUUUAAGAAUUUGGAUGAAGAACAAUAUGCCGAUGUGGUGAAUGCCAUGGCUGAAAAGCGUAUCUCUGCUACAACACAAGUGAUUGAACAAGGUGCAGUUGGCGACUACUUUUAUAUUGUUGAGUCUGGUAACCUGGAUUGUUUUAUCAAUGGUAACAAAGUGACUUCAUAUGGUCCUGGUGGUAGUUUUGGCGAACUGGCUCUUAUGUACAAUGCACCUCGUGCUGCUUCGAUUGUUGCUGUCACUGAUUGUGUGCUUUAUGCUCUUGACCGUGUCACAUUCCGUUCGAUUUUGAUGGAGAACACAGCUCGUAAGAGACGCAUGUAUGAGCGGUUCUUAGAAGAAGUGCCUAUCUUCAAGUCACUCGAGACUUAUGAGCGUCAUAAGAUCGCUGAUGCUUUAGAAUCAGUUCAAUUUGAUGAUCAAGAAGUGGUUAUGCGUGAAGGUGAUGCUGGUGAUAGUUUCUAUUUGAUUGAGAGUGGCGAAGCUAGUUUUUACAAGGCUUUACCUGACGGUACACAAAGACAAGUCAUGGUGGGUAAAAAAGGCGACUAUUUUGGAGAACUUGCUCUUAUCAAUGAUGAGCCUCGUGCAGCCACAGUGAUUGCCAAUGGUAAACUUAGAUGCGCUACUCUUAGUAAAAAAGCAUUUAUUCGACUACUGGGUCCUGUUAUGGAUAUCUUGAAGCGCAACUCUGAAAAUUAUCAUGCUGUACUUCAAAACGAAACUCAAAAAAUCCUGUAA